Brachypodium distachyon (stiff brome) is the source of this 1106-nucleotide messenger RNA. RefSeq lists its product as uncharacterized. The coding region runs from base 147 to 839 and encodes 230 amino acids. The transcript is spliced from 2 exons. Lineage: Eukaryota; Viridiplantae; Streptophyta; Magnoliopsida; Poales; Poaceae. The record is from RefSeq and is a predicted model, not a curated record.
UCGCUUCCUUUUUCCUGCCCCCCUCCCGUACCUCGCGCAAUAAGCUAGCUGCCCCGGUACACCUGCAAACCAUAAACGCGCGCCACGGUCAGUCCCAGUCCCAGAGCCAGAGAAGAUGUGAAUGCGUUUAACGCGCUGCCCAACUGAUGCACACUCUCCCGGCCGGCCUGAGUCUCGCUCCCUCCCUGCCAUCUUCAGUGCUAGUACCAGCUAAUUUUUCCAUGGCGGCGGCGGCGGCGGAACCUCCUCCGCGCGGCGACAUCGGCGCCGGCGCCGGCGUGACGUGCUGCAUGUGCGGCGACCGCGGGCUGCCGCACGAGCUGUUCCGCUGCAAGCUCUGCCGCGUCCGGCUGCAGCACAGAUACUGCAGCGAGCUAUACCCGAGGGCGACGGCGUACAGGAGGUGCAACUGGUGCCUGAGGGAGCCGGCGGUCCAAGCCCAAGCCCAAGCCCAAGCCCACGCGGUGGCUAGCAAGCCGACGACGGAGAAACGGAAGGCGGCGGCGGAGGACGCCUCCACUUCCCAAGUGGAGGAGCGACAGCGGCACGAGGCGGCCGGAUGCGCCGCCACGAGGUCGAGGAGGCCGGCCGGGGAGAUCGGGCUGCCGGUCAAGAAGCAGAAGCCCUACGACGAGAGGUCGCUGGGCGCCGCGGAGGUCGGGCUGCCGGUCAAGAAGCAGAAGUCUAUCGAUGGCGAGAGGUCGCCGGGCGCGGCAGCGGCGGCGGCGAAGGGGAACAGCGGAAGCAAGAAGCCGAUGCAGGCGGGGAAGUUGACCCGGCCGGGUGGGAGGGUCAAGGUGAGGAGGUACAAGCUCCUGGCAGAGGUGAUUAGCUGCUAGCAGCUAGCAAGAGGUAACGCGGAAUCUGAACUCAAGUAGUAAAGGGGGCAGUAGCUAAGCCUCCAUCGACAUUGGCGUCGACGAUGUUUGUACAUAGAGUUUCAGUCAUUUUGGUCGUUUUAUCACGCACUUGCGCAAUGCUAUUUUCUGACGGACGCAGCUGCUGGCCGCCGGCCGGCGAGAUUGUUGUGCAUAUAAUCCACCCGGGCCACACCCCACUGGCAUUCUUCUUGAGGUAAUAAAAUCUUGCUAGUACAAACGACUGUA